CUCCUCAUUUACGUUCAAUAUUUUGCUUUGUCACAGACUUUUUUUUUUUAAUUUUUUUUAGUGGACGCGAGGAUUGUGGAGCUUGUAGGCGGUAUCGCUAUCCGGCGAAAGACUACAAUAAGACUACAAUUCCCAAAGUAUGUGCUGUUCAUGGCGUCUGGUGAAGGGCUAAAGACAAGUCGCCUUCUGACAAACAGAUAGGCCCGUGAUUUUAACGGUAUUGUUGUUGUUGUUGUUGUUGUUGUGCUGUCUCCGAGUGACACGAUGGAGAUGGAGAGUGUCCGCUUGGAAGAUGAAAGGCGCCUGACCCAGCUGAGGUUUGACGCCGCCGUGAAAGUGAUCAAGAGUUUACCCCCGAAUGGUCCCUUUCAACCCUCCAAUGACAUGAUGCUCAAGUUCUACAGCUACUAUAAACAAGCCACUGUGGGCCAGUGCAACAUACCCCGACCUGGCUUUUGGGAUGCGGUUGGAAAAGCUAAAUGGGAUGCCUGGAAUUCUCUUGGAGAUAUGUCAAAAGAAGAAGCAAUGGCAGCCUAUGUUGAUGAAAUGAAACUGAUCCUGGAGGGGAUGCCCAUUACUGACGAGGUGGAGGAGCUGUUGAAGGUCCUCGGCCCGUUCUACGAGCUGGUCGACGAAAAGAAAAAGAUCACGCAGAUCUCAGACCUGAGCACAGCCCGUUUGACUCAGUUUGCUAGGCAACUGGAAGGGUUUGGUACGAUGAUGAAUUCACUGGGAUCGAAUAAUGUUGCAAAGAGCAUUAUUAGAAACAUGGAAAUGAAUGGCACUCUGGAGACUCGGCCUGCCAGGCUUAAACAAAAGGAAGUGAGGUCAGAGGAAGAAACGCUGCAGGAUGAGGAGGAGGAGGAGCAGCAGGAGGAGGAUGAGGAGGAGGAAGAAGAAGAGGAGGAAGUGGUAAUAAGGGAGGUCAGAAAAGACAAAAAAUCUGCACCAUCACAACCAAAGAGAAAAACUUUAACUCGUAAACAAAAAGCACCACUGUCAAAUGGUAAAGUCACUAACGGGGUCACCCAUCUGACCAAUGGCAGUCAUUCCAGAGCUGCUCUGAAUAGUGACGAGUCCCAGGAGGGUUCAGUCGGUGAGCCUCUGCUCAAUGGACACAAUCCAGAUCCAAGUGUAACUGUGCUUGCACCCAAUCACCUGGCUAGUGACUCCGACAGCGAGGUGUACUGUGAUUCUGUGGACCAGUUUGGUCAGGAAGAGAACUCAGAACAUAACCGUUCUCUGGAUGAUCUGGAUGAAGAGGGGAACCACCUUCAGCCACCUCAAGAGGACACACGGGACACUCAGGAGGAUGCACAGGGCCUGUCACAGGUCGUCAGAUGUGGAGGAGAAGAUGGCGAGGCAGGUGGGGCAAUGUCGCAGAGGCUGAAUGUGGACAUGCCCGGUGGCUCUUCAGCCAGAAGAGGACGAGGCUCCAGGUCUCCAGGCCUCCCCUCUGGAUCUCAGAUGCCCGUUCACAGCGCUGGAGAUGGAGAUGGGGGCCGCUGGGGAGUUGCAGGGACACCGGGUGGGAACCUGAAUGAGCAGAUCGUCAUGGCUCUGGCCAGACUGCAGGAAGACAUGCAGAGCGUCCUGGAGAGGCUGCACACCCUCGAGGCUCUAACCGCAAGCCAGGCAAGAUCCAUGGCUCUGUCUCCUACUUACGCAUCACCCCCAGUGAAUAACAGGAGUCAGAAACCGUCCUGGUGGCCUUUUGACAUUUCACCAACCAGUUUGGCCUUUGCUCUUAUAUGGCCAUUUGUGGUACAGUGGCUUAUCCGCUUAUACUUGCAGAGGAGGAGAAGACGGAUCAAUUGAACCCGGUGACACCUAAAUGCCUGUGGGCAUAACUACAAUAAUAGGUCCCCUAAUUGUUGCGGUUGGGUUACUAAUGGCUGUAACUCUCCUCCCCUGCUUAGACCCACAGCCCGGUAAUUUGCUUUUGCACUAUAAAGAAGGGCCCUAGUUUAACGAAAGAAAGGAAGCUGUCUCUCAGAUGUGUUGCCGUGUGAACGUGGAGUCGCAAAGGAUGGGCUUGCUGUCUGUGAUUAUCCAACUGUUUCAAGAUGAAUCUACUGUACUGGAAUUUUUUUUCUCUGUAAGAGGUGGGCAGAGUCCAGCUAUAGCGUAGCUACUCAAUUGUUUCCAUAACUGAGGUUUUAUUGCACAAAAAAUGGGCAUUUUCAGCAUAAUGCUUGAUUUGAUGUUAUUAGAAAUGUCCACAAUUUACUUUGAUUAGUUGCCCAGGUAAUGCUGCUAUAGGAAAAUGUUGUAAUUACUGUAGUAGUGAGGAUUGAAUGUAUUAAUGUACUGAGAUGUGAUUUCUUUUAAAUUCUAAGUUAAUAUUUAUUGCUUGUAGUGACAGUUGCAAUGAAGACCAUGCUGGCCAGCUUUCAGCUGUAUAGGUGAGGUUUCUGUUUAAAGUGACUGUUAAAUGUUUGUGUGUAGGUCAGACCAGGUUCAGGAUGUGGUCUCAUCAACGGUUUUACCGCAUAUCAGUAGGCGCGUCACUUCAGGUUGGUCUUAAGAUUUCAUUUCAGUUUUCCAAAUAGAAGAAGUGCCUCAGCAUUACAAGUUAUUUCAUACUGUAGGCAUUAUGACUUCUUACAUUCUCAUAUUGUAGCAUAAAACUUGCAUUUCUGGACCAAAUUUAACCUAAUCGUUCUACUUGGUGAGCCAUGAAUCAGCGGAAAUCUUCCACUCUGAUAUCAGAUAACUAAUGCAUAACCUUUAUCACAAUCUGUGUUGUUUAUGCUGUUUUGUUUUCUAUGUUGUAUCAUUUUAACGUGUGAAGAAUUUUGAUGGAAUGAUAGUAAUCGUGAGUUGUUUGCAAAGCUACGAGCUCCAUACAAAUUGUAUACAAUAGCUGUACAGUCCAGAUCAAAAUGCAAUAUUUUAAUUGCAUCUCUGUGUAAUAUAAUAUAGACUAUGAUGGCAUAUUUACAAAAAAAAAGCGAUAGUUUACCUUUCUACUGAAAUAUACUAAGGCUUUCUCACCCUCUCUGCCUGUGGAUAGAGUGGUGUUUGCAUGUGAUAAUCUCAGCCUGAAAUAAAGUUUUCACAAAG
Molecule: messenger RNA, 3066 nt
Organism: Archocentrus centrarchus (flier cichlid)
Lineage: Eukaryota; Metazoa; Chordata; Actinopteri; Cichliformes; Cichlidae
Gene: acbd5a
Product: acyl-CoA binding domain containing 5a
Exons: 14
Coding region: 265-1818 (517 amino acids)
Biological process (GO): pexophagy; fatty acid metabolic process
Cellular component (GO): cytoplasm; peroxisome
Molecular function (GO): fatty-acyl-CoA binding
Source: RefSeq, a predicted model, not a curated record